CGCCUGGGCGGGAGGUCGCCGAGCCGGGUGGCUGCGCGCCCUGGCCGGGAUGCAGGAUGGCAACGGAGCCGCCGCCGUCCAGCCUCUCCUUCCGCACCACGGGCUCCACCUGUCUGCACCCGCUCAGCGAGCUCCUAGCCAUCCCGCUGGACCAGGUUAACUUCGUGGCCUGCCAGCUCUUUGCCUUGGCUACAGCCUUCUGGUUUCGCAUUUACUUACAUCCUGGUAAAACCAGUCCUCAGGUCCGACAUGCAUUUGCCACCAUUUUAGGAAUUUACUUUGUCAUUUUCUGCUUUGGCUGGUACUCUGUACAUCUUUUUGUGCUGGUGUUACUGUGUUAUGGAGUCAUGGUGACUGCAAGUGUAUCUAAUGUUCACAGGUACUCCUUUUGUGUAGCAAUGGGAUACCUUACGAUAUGCCACAUCAGCCGAAUAUACAUCUUCCACUAUGGAAUUCUCACUACCGAUUUUUCUGGGCCUCUGAUGAUUGUCACUCAGAAGAUCACAUCGUUGGCUUUUCAAGUUCAUGAUGGAUUAGGUCGAAGAGCUGAAGAUCUCUCUGCUGAGCAACAUCGACUUGCCAUAAAAGUGAAACCCUCGCUGUUGGAAUACUUAAGUUACCUUCUCAAUUUCAUGAGUGUCGUCGCUGGCCCUUGCAACAACUUCAAGGACUACGUAGCCUUCAUUGAGGGGCGGCACAUACAUGUGAAGUUGCUGGAAGUGAACUGGAAGCAUGAGGGUUUCCACGGCCUUCCCGAGCCUUCUCCCACCGGAGCUGUGAUUCGCAAGUUGUACAUCGCCUUGGGGUCUCUCUUUUUUUUUCUGACGCUCACCAAGUCCUUCCCUAUCACUUGCCUGGGUGAUGACUGGUUUGUCCAUCAAGCAAAUUUUCCUACUCGACUCUGCUACUUGUACAUUGUCAUGCAAGCUGCAAAACCCAAGUAUUACUUUGCAUGGACAUUAGCGGAUGCAGUGAAUAAUGCAGCUGGCUUUGGGUUCAGUGGAGUGGAUAAGAAUGGAAAUUUCCAUUGGGAUCUGCUGUCUAACCUAAACAUCUGGAAAAUCGAGACUGCCACAAGUUUCAAAAUGUACUUGGAAAACUGGAACAUUCAGACAUCUACUUGGCUAAAGUGUGUGUGUUAUGAGCGAGUUCCAUGGUACCCUACGGUGCUAACCUUCGUCCUGUCUGCCUUGUGGCAUGGUGUCUAUCCUGGAUACUAUUUUACCUUCUUAACUGGAGUCCCUGUUACAUUAGCAGCUAGAGUGAUAAGGACCAACUACAGACAUUACUUUCUUUCUUCAAAACCUCUCAAAAUCAUUUAUGACGUGGUUACCUGGGCAGUCACUCAGCUGGCUGUAUCAUACACGGCCGCGCCCUUCGUUAUGUUGGCAGUCGAACCAACCAUCAGUUUGUACAAGUCCAUGUACUUUUACUUACACAUUGUAAGUCUCCUGAUAUUACUUUUUCUGCCAAUCAAACCACAAGCUCACACUCAAAAGCAACCCCAGAGUCUGAACUCUGUUCAUAAGAAGAAAGCAGACUGAUACCUCUGAGAACAGCUAAAACAACAACAGCAACAAAAAACCAAAACAACAUUGCAAGACAUUGGAAAGAUGAAAUAGAAAAGCUCGAAGGUUCUUCAGUGACUUAGAGGCAAUGUUUACAUGCAUCUUUUUUUUUUUUUGAACUGCAGGGAGUAUUUUUUAUACAGUCUUUUUUUUGUACAGCGAAAUUAGCCCGAUCUAUGUGUCUUAAUAUGUUACGGGAUCUUCCAGUGAUGGAGAAGUGUAGAGAAUGUGCCGGAGUUUCUGAGACAGUCUCUUCUGGAAUUCUAGGUCUUUGCUUUUCUGAUAUCAUUUUCAGUUGAAAUCUGGGUGAUGGGAAUUGGAAUCUAGGCAUUGGCCUGGGAAGUUAGGAGAUGAUUACUGAGAUUUAUCAUAAAUUUCUCUUCCUCUCUCCCUCUUUCCCUCUCUUCUUCCAUUCCUCUCUCUCUCCCUACCUCCCUUCCUCCCCCCUCCCCCAACACCCUCUCACACUGUAGCUCAAGAUGACAUGGAACUCACUGUGUGGCCUAGGCCAUCAUUGACCUUGGCAAUCCUCCUUCCUCAGCUCCUCAGCUUCCUCACCAUAAGCAUGAGUCUCCAUGCCUGGCUGCCAUGGAUUUCUUAAGUAGAAGCAUAUCCAGGCAUGAUUGUUCUUGGGAAGCUCCAAACCCUUUGACUGUGGUAUUAUUGGUUUGUGAACCUAAGAGCUGUACCAGCCGAAGACCCUGGCUGAACAGGAUCAUGGAAGGAGAUUUUUGGGGUACUCAAAACAAUAUGAGUGAAGAGGACCAACCAUGAACAUUUGAAUGGACUAGCAGUGAGCCCUCAAACAGGCUGCUUUCCCCUGCCCUCCCCACCCCAUCCCCAGGAAUGUAUUCUUUCCAUUUGUUUAUUCUGAAAUGAGCCACAGUGGGAAAUCACAAACUCUCCGGUGUAUAUCUGCUAGGAGCCUGCUUUCCAUUUUACCUGCUUUCAUCUGCUUGCCCAGGAGUGGCCCUGAAAUGACACCCAAAUAUUCACACCAUCAAAGGCAGUAACAUACCUUUUUAAAAAAAACAUAAUAUAUAUAUAUAUUUAUUAUCUUUAAGUAGUUGAACAAAGGAAUUACCAUUCAUCAAAUCAGUUUAUAAGUACAAUGCAUUUUCAUCAAUGUCACCCCUUUUAUCUCUUUCCUCCAUCUAAAGUACUUUUUGAAGAACUAAUCUGUUUAAAAAGUAAAGUUCUGUAGCAUUUUGGUAAGAAGAAACACAUGUUUCUCCUUCUUUCCCUCGAUUUCUAGAGGUGUUAAUGAUCAUGGCCAUGAUAUACACAUGGGCCUGAUUUUCAUUUUUCUAGCUUCAUAACUGAUUAAACCCAGCUUUAUUUUAGAUGAAUCAUCAUAUUAUAAAGCAGAAACUAGAAGACAGUUUUCUAUUCUAUCUUUGUCAUGAAUGUACCACAGUUCCUUUGGGGGACUUCUAUUGGAUAAUCCAUAUAUGAAAAGAAAGUAGAUUAAAUAGAAAAUAAUAAUAAUGAUAAUAAUAAUAAAAUCUAUGCUGCAA
This is a messenger RNA of Dipodomys spectabilis (banner-tailed kangaroo rat), 3085 nucleotides long. It is a transcript of the gene Mboat1, whose product is annotated as membrane bound O-acyltransferase domain containing 1. NCBI's taxonomy places the organism in Eukaryota, Metazoa, Chordata, Mammalia, Rodentia, Heteromyidae. The coding region runs from base 57 to 1544 and encodes 495 amino acids. Gene Ontology annotation, molecular function: acyltransferase activity. The record is from RefSeq and is a predicted model, not a curated record. Gene Ontology annotation, biological process: lipid modification. The transcript is spliced from 13 exons. Gene Ontology annotation, cellular component: membrane.